Molecule: messenger RNA, 152 nt
Organism: Dentiscutata heterogama
Lineage: Eukaryota; Fungi; Glomeromycota; Glomeromycetes; Diversisporales; Gigasporaceae
Source: the annotation of a GenBank genome assembly
AAGAUCAAUUAAAGUCAUUUAAAACCAAUACUGAAGCUGGCAAAACACAAGCUAGGACAGAUCAGCUAUUGAUGAAACAGAUUACUAGCUUACAUGCAAGAUUAAACUCAAGUGGCCCAGAGAAAGCCUUAGAAUCAAAGAAAGAUUGCUAA